Molecule: messenger RNA, 827 nt
Organism: Helianthus annuus (common sunflower)
Lineage: Eukaryota; Viridiplantae; Streptophyta; Magnoliopsida; Asterales; Asteraceae
Product: B3 domain-containing protein Os04g0386900
Exons: 3
Coding region: 239-712 (157 amino acids)
Molecular function (GO): DNA binding
Source: RefSeq, a predicted model, not a curated record
CCUUUUUCUUUUUCUGAAAUACAUAUAUAUGAGCACCUCUCAAGUUCCCCCAAAUCAUCGGUUGCAAGUUCCCCAAAAAUCAAUGUCCUGGGCUCCUGCCUUAGCAAUCGUGGUGAACUAAACUCACGACGAUUAAUAUCCACAGUAGUCGAUUCCGACUGAGAACCAGUGGUAUUAAAGAAUGAUCAUUGCUAUUUAGCGCGACAAAUAAUCAUCAAAAACAAAGAUCCUAAAUCAGAUGGACCCGCCGCCAAGCACUUCUAAUCACCGAAAGCAGAAACCCGCCGCCCAAAAUGACAGCGAAAGAGAUUCCAACGUCUGGCCACUAUCCGGGAAACCAUAUUUCUAUGUGGUGCUUAGGAAGUCACACAUUGAGAAGACGUUUCGAAUGCACUUCCCUUCUAGUUUUUCUGAAAAGCUUCCUGUCGCUAAAAUCCCUGCUAAGAUCGUGUACGGAGGAAAGGUGUGGGACCUACUUUACAUCGGUAAUCAAGGACCGACUAACUGUAGGUUGGAAAACCAAGCAUGGGGAAAAUUUGUGGCCGAAAACAAGCUUGAAGUUGGAGACGCGUGUGUGUUUGAGUUGAUGGAGGGCCGAAGCAACAGUACUAGUAUUAAAUUAAGACUUCAGAUUCUUAAAGACGAGUUUCCAACUGAAUUGAAAGAUAAAGCGGAAGGGUUCAAAUCUAACAAUCCUAUCUGCAUCGAUUAGGGGGUUUUCACUUGUUUUUGUAUCUUGAAUGUUUGUGUUUGUGUUUAUGUUUGUUCAUGUGGUUAUAUGGAUCUGUGCUUCUGAUGCAGCUUUGUGUUGGUAGGUCUUGGUUAAA